AUGGAUGCUAUUGAGAGAGAGAAGAAUCGUAUGGUUCAUGACUUUCAGCACGACGACCAGUUAUCUGCGGCAGAGUUGCGAUUGAGAUACGAGCUGGAUGAGAGGUGCAAAUCUACAAAGCCGGUGCGUAUUAAUGAGCUUGUCAUUGAAGAUUACUAUUCCGAAACGCGAUCGUUCGACAAUUAUGCAGAUGAGUCCGCAGGGGCAUUUCUGAUGGAGCCUUUACCGAAUGACGACAACCCGCAAGGGGCAACAGCAGGAGGCGCUCCUUGGUUUUCCUCGCCAGUUGGCAGCGCACCAAAUUACUCGAUACCAUUGGAUUCUACUUCUGAAAAAUCAGCAGUGCCUUACAACGGGCAAGCAACGCGGUGGCUUGCGUCCGAUGGAAGUACUGGUAUCGCCGGCGAAGGCGAAGAAUGUGCGCCUGGAAGCAGAGUGUCCGGGAUAGAGCCUUCUUUGUUUGAGCCAGUGGGAGAGAAGUUAUACGUACCACCAUCCGCACAACACAUGAGCCCACGAGCAAGCGCUGGAAAUACAACCGGGAUCUGCGGUAAUGCUGGCGCUGCAAACGUUGUUGAUGAUAUUGAUUUCGAUGUAGACCAGUUGUCGAUUGGCGCGUAUCCUGCUGCGUCGAGCAACUGGUGGGGUAUGCAGAACCGACUGGAUGACGUUGAAUUAAGUGACCUUCAAACCGAAGAGACCACAUCGUCGUUCUCGCAUCGGAUGGAUCUCCUGGAGGAGAAACGAGUCGACCAUCAGGCAUCAGCGGAAGUAGAAAAAGAGCAAGUGGAUGGUGCAAAUCUUAAAGGUGUUUAUUGUGGUGCCAUGUCGAUGUCGAUUGUCGGUGCCGGUGAGGACGAAGGCAAAGAAAUUGAACUAGAUUUUGCGCUUGACAGCAAUCUUCAGUCGCGGCUCAACCAGCUGCUAGACAUGGAAUCGAACAGCGAUUGUGGGACUGGAGAUCAGGGCAGUGACGAUCGCGGAAGUGAUACAUACCAGAAUGAGUCAGCGUACCAGCGAUCGGGUAGAGUCGAACAGCAGCAUGGCUUCUCCGUGGCAUCGCGUCCUUGUGCUAUUCCGACCCGAGGGGCAUCUAUUUCGUCGACUAGCAGCCACCAGGAGGACCCCUCAUCAUUUCGCAGUCCGACGAUCUCACCGCCAGACCAGCCUACGGCACGCUGGUUCUACGAUGAUCGGCGGUUCGAGGAUGGUAGUCUCCCCAUGUCUGGCCCACCGUCGCGAAUUUAUCCGCACCACGUCGAAAUACCUAUAGGUGGAUCAGCGACAUCCUUGUCGUUUGGUGAAAAAGAAUGUGAAGAUGCUAUAAGAUCCAUUGCGCGUGAAAAUACGGCUCGAAAAGUGGAGGCACCGCCUCCGAUCGUCGUACGGCAUGUGCUGCUGCGUAACCUCAAUGUUCGUGUGCGAUUUUUUGGUGGAUGCGACUGGACACGCGAUGUCGGCGAAGCUGCCAAGCUCCACCCUCGAAAAGAUGUGCACUCCACGGCAGAAAAGAUGCGACCACUGGGUAGUGCUACUGCCAGGAAGGAGAAACUCUUGGAUGCGUUGUUGGACAAUUAUGUUCCUUCGGAUGGUGGUGAUCUUUUUGGCGAUGAAAGCAGCUCGCCUCUGUUCGACUGCACAAAAAGCGCACCUAGUGCAUCCUAUAUGAAGCGUGAUCCUGCAGCAAGAACGACGCGUGCUGCAUUAAGUGGUCGCUCCCAUCAAUCGCGAAAGCGCGUGUUAAAAAAGAGCAGUCGGAAGACCGAGGAAAUGCUCGAGUUGGUGGUGACUCAGAUCCAGUUCCGUCUGGACAUGUUUAAUGAAGCGGAGGCCCAGUCGCUGGCAUCUCACUCUGUGCUGGCACUAGGUGAUGUGGAACUGCUCGAUUACAUCUCCACAUCGCAGAUCCGCAAGAUUGUGUGCUACUGGAAGUCAGAAGCGACGCACCCACGUGAAAGUGGUAGCUCGAUGGUGCGGUUGCAGCUGACGUCCAUCCGGCCUGGUGCGAACUUGUGCGAAGAACACCGACUGAAGGCUCGUUUGCUGCCACUGCGCAUCAAUCUCGAUCAGGAAGUUGUGAAGUUCUUGCGGCAGUUUGUGCCAGUUGAGGAUCCGUUGGCUCCGAAAUCGCCAUUCUCAGUACGGCAACAGGUUGAGGGUGCGGAGGAUGAUGCUGAAAUGCCGAUGCGCGAGCACGGGGUGGAGUUAAAACCAAUUGGUGAGAGUUUGCCUGCGCUGGAGACGAAUGUUCGCGUAGGUGCGUGGUUCUUCCAGAGCAUCGACAUUAAGCCAUGCAAGAUCAAGAUUGAUUACCGGCCUAAUCAUGUCGAUUACGCGGCACUUCGUGCUGGUGACUACCUAGAAGUGAUCAACUUGUUUGUGCUGGAGGGCAUGGAACUGCUGCUUCGACGAGUGCAAAUGAGCGGACUGGAUGGAUGGACUGCUUUGGGCGAGCACGUACUCGUGUCGUGGGUACAAGACAUUUCGCGACAUCAGAUCCACAAGUGUGUUGCAAGUGUGUCCAUGCCUCCUCUGCGUCCAUUUGUGAACAUUGGCGCAGGUGCUGCCGACCUCAUCUUGCUCCCAAUGGAGCACUACGGACGCGACCGACGACUGGUACGAGGAAUGAAGAAGGGUGCGUCGAGUUUCCUGAGGUCCGUGACGAUUGAGACACUCAAUACUGCUUCAAAGGUGGCUCGAGGUACCCAAGCAUUACUAGAGCACGCCGACGACGUGAUGUCCUCGUCGUCAGCCUUACGUCGCAAACAGCUGAAGUAUCGACAGGCUGGUAGUCGUAUCGCUCGCAACUCGCGACGGUUGGGUGGUGGCGGUAUCCGCAAUGCACAGGACACGGGUGGAGGUAUCGGAGGUCGCCAGUAUCUGACACAACAGCCAGCAACUGCCGCGGAGGGUUUCGGUCAAGCAUACGACUCUCUUGCACGUGAGCUGCACGUAGCUGCCAAGACUAUUGUGGCUGUGCCACUUAUUGAGUACAAGAAGACGGGCUCGCAGGGCUACGUGCGAUCAGUGAUCCGAGCUGUGCCCGUGGCAGUGCUACGUCCGAUGAUUGGUGCGUCUGAGGCUAUGGCAAAGGCGCUGAUCGGCGUGCGCAAUGCUGUGGAUCCAGAGCUUAAAGAAGACAUUGAGAACAAGUUCAAGGACUUCCGGGCGAUUUGA
Molecule: messenger RNA, 3177 nt
Organism: Peronospora matthiolae
Lineage: Eukaryota; Oomycota; Peronosporomycetes; Peronosporales; Peronosporaceae
Source: the annotation of a GenBank genome assembly